AUGGAUACAUUGAAAGAUGUUCCGGAGUUUUUCGAAACGCAACUGGAUGAGUCCUUGACUGCUAGAACAGAAAGCUUAGCUUCCUUCCGAGAACUCGGUCCUCCCGACCUUUGUCAUAUCACCAAAGCCAGCGCCAAGCCCGGCGUUAAAGAGGUUGGUUCCUACCAUUAUGUGUCGGGAGUCGAUGCUUCUUCGUCGGCCACUUUGGCGGCAUACCUGAACUCGUUGACUUAUGCACUGGAAGAAACCCAUGCUUGGUUUUCCAAGUCUUCAGCGUGGAGAAUUCGUUCGGGGGUAUAUUGGUAUGCACAGAAUCCAGUAUAUUGCUUCAAUGCAUUCGCACGUGUUGACGUGCGCGUCGAAGUAAAAAUUCCUGGAGGUGUCGAAAGCUAUGUGGUUGAUCUGCGUGGUGAAAGACACGAGGCGACACCAGAAAUUUGGCAGGAAACCUACAUUUCAGCACUUUUACGCUCCAUACUUUACUCGGACGAUGCCAAUUAUAGAUUGGCCGGUUUCCGCAAAAUAGAUCCCAUCCCUAAUAUAGAGGCGGAGGCUCAUUUCUUGGAGGCUGCCGAGAAUCUUUUUUUCAAAGGGUGGCAGCUGGGUUCCGAUCCCGAAAUUCAAGUCGCAACCGUUGUCAGCAAUCACCUGACCGCGGGAAUAAUGAAAUAUUUUAGCGAGAAUUUUCGGUUUGAACACCCAGAGGUCGCCUCGCUAUUGGCUCAAUCAUAUAUUGGAAUGGACGAAGAAAUAAAGGCAGUUAACAUUUUAUAUGACGCCUUGAAACAGAGCCCAAUGAGCUACGCUUUGUUACAUGUUCAAAUUGAUUUCUUACUUUCAAAGGCAAGCAACAUCGGCUAA
Acaulospora colombiana is the source of this 861-nucleotide messenger RNA. Lineage: Eukaryota; Fungi; Glomeromycota; Glomeromycetes; Diversisporales; Acaulosporaceae. The record is from the annotation of a GenBank genome assembly.